Funneliformis geosporum is the source of this 1104-nucleotide messenger RNA. The record is from the annotation of a GenBank genome assembly. Lineage: Eukaryota; Fungi; Glomeromycota; Glomeromycetes; Glomerales; Glomeraceae.
AUGAGGUUAAGUUAUGGAGAGAAACAUUGGAUAGGGCAAGUUAUAUCAGUGCAUUAUGUAGACCAGUUAGCAAUCAAUUUGAAUUACUUGGUGGGUGUCCCAUCUCGUGAUGAAUUGGCUAGUAGAAAUGAUGAGGGUUCGACUUCAAUUCUCAAAGAUGAGAUAGCAAAUCAUCAAGAUAUUCCAUUCAUGCUGGUCAACAUAGAAGAAUCCAAAGAGUAUCUUGUUAAUGGUCAAAAAGCGGUUGUAACUAUUACCGGUAUCAAGUCUAAAAUAAAAGGUAUUCUUGCUACUGGGAAAGAUGGUAAUGGGAACACUGUUAACAUGAAUCUAAUCCAAAUGGAAUGUAUAAAGGCAUAUCCUAUCCGUGGUUAUCAUGCGGAAAAAAAGUUAUAUUUCUGUAUUAUUACACCCAAUAAAGAUCUAAGAUUCACUGCUCUCGAUAUCAUCUCAAGCUAUAAUUCAAAUGUUGAUCCCGAAUGUAAAAUAGAAACAGCUUCAGACGAUAUAAGCACAUAUUAUCGUAAAGUUGCAAGAGAGUAUAAGAUACCACUUUCUGGGUUGGGGAACUUCCCAGAAGCGAAAAAUGACACAUCCCAGGUUUUUACGAUUUGUAUGACUCUACACUGGAAAGACGACCUGAAACCACUAGAACAGAUAUGUCUUGUCAACGUUGAGACGGCACCAAACCCAGACUGGAUUACUAUUAAAUGUAGAAACCAAGCCAAUGUAUUAAAAGCUUUCGCUUUAUGCUGGAAAUCUUUUGCUCCAGACAUCCAGCUCAGUUUUAAUGACUCUGGUUAUAAUUGGCCCUUCAUCAUAGAAAAAGCCACCAAGUUAAAUGUUUUCGACUGGAUGGUCCAACAAAUGUCAGCAAUUCCAUAUAAGACUGCCAAUACUCAAUCUACUCUCACUUACAAUUAUUUUGGUGGAACUGGGGAGCCACUAAGUAGGUGUUACUUCCAUAGGGACCAAUGGGCGAAGAAAACGAACAGGAAUUUCAGAAAAACAGAAGGUCGCGAAUCUAUUAAUAUCAAAUUUGGUUCCAAUAGUUUGAGCUUCGAAUCAUCCUUUCUUAAGCUCCCCGGAUGUGUACCAAUCGAC